Messenger RNA from Trachemys scripta elegans, 2069 nucleotides. Its product is annotated as cytoplasmic dynein 1 heavy chain 1-like. The record is from RefSeq and is a predicted model, not a curated record. The coding region runs from base 103 to 612 and encodes 169 amino acids. The transcript has 5 exons. Lineage: Eukaryota; Metazoa; Chordata; Testudines; Emydidae.
GAGGUGGUUACAAGGCGGUGCGGUGAGUGCGGCUGGCUCAGUAGUACUAGGUGGUGGCUCAGCCGCAGGUGCAGGUUCUGGGCUGUGUCUGGCUGUCUGGGGAUGUCGGACGCGGGCGGCGGAGGUCCCGGCGAGGAGGGCGGCCUGGAGGUGCCCGGCUCCGCGGUGCCGAAUGUGGCCGAUGUCUCGGUGCUGCAGAAGCACCUGCGCAAGCUGGUGCCGCUGCUGCUGGAGGACGGCGGGGGGGUCCCGGCCGCGCUGGAGGCGGCGCUGGAGGAGAAGGGGGCCCUGGAGCAGAUGCGCAAGUUCCUCUCCGACCCGCAGGUGCACACGGUGCUGGUGGAGCGAUCCACGCUCAAGGAGGAUGUGGGUGAUGAAGGAGAAGAGGAAAAAGAAUUCAUAUUCUAUAGCAUUAAUACUGACAUUCAUUAUGGGCUAAAGUCAAACCGUUGGGCGUUCAUUAAGCAUACACCAGUGUGUGAUGCUGACAAACCAGUGUGCUCCCAACUGCUUAACUCUCAACAUGUGUGUGGCAAAGAAACUGUCAGAUCAGUGAGUCUUGUAGAGUUUACUAAACGAUGUGACUUUAUGCAGGUCACUGCUGUUGCCUAGCAGAAUCAAGGAGAAUAUACCUAAACCCCAGGAUAUGAAGGUAGCAGAAGUCCUUUAUGAUGCUGCGGAUGCUAAUGCUAUUGAAGAAGUAAAUCUUGCUAAUGAGAACAUUAAAGAAGUAGAUGGCUUAGAUGUUUCUUAAGAAGGUACAGAAGCCUGGGAGGCAGCAAUGAAACAGUAUGAUGAAAGAAUUGAUAGGGUUGAAACAAGAAUAACUGCUCGUCUACAAGACCAGCUUGGCACAGCAAAGAAUGCUAAUGAAAUGUUCAGGAUCUCUUCCAGAUUCAAUGCUUUGUCAGACCUUGCAUUCGGGGUGCUAUUUGUGAAUAUCAAACACAAUUGAUCCAGCGUGUAAAAGAUGAUAUCGAGUCUCUUCAUGACAAAUUCAAGGUACAAUACCCACAAAGUCAGGCUUGCAAAAUGAGUCAUGUUCGUGACUUGCCUCCCGUGUCUGGGUAAAUAAUCUGGGCCAAACAGAUUGAUCGACAGCUCACAGCCUACAUGAAGCAUGUUGAAGAUGUGCUUGGCAAAAGUUGGGAGAACCAUGUUGAAGGUCAGAAGCUGAAGCAAGAUGGCGACAGCUUCCGUCUGAAGCUCAACACUCAAAUAUUUGAUGAUUGGGCAAGGAAGGUUCAGCAGCGCAACCUUGGUGUAUGUGGCCGUAUCUUCGCUAUUGAAAGUACUCGUGUUUGAGGCUGAACUGGAAAUGUCCUCAAACUAAAAGUCAGCUUUCUUCCAGAAAUAAUUAAGUCCCAGAAAGAAGUCCGCAACCUUAAAUGGUUUGGAUUUCGUGUUCCACUUGCAAUUGUCAACAAAGCUCACCAAGCAAACUAGCUCUAUCCUUUUGCUAUUUCUCUGACUGAAAGUGUCCGUAUGUAUGAAUGGACCUAUGAGAAGGUGGAAGAGCCUAACACUAUUUCUCUGCUGGUAGCUGGUCUAAAGAAGGAAGUGUAGGCUUUGAUUGGAGAAGGUAUUGCCCUGGUGUGGGAGUCAUACAAACUUGACCCCUGUGUACAACACCUAGCAGAGAUUGUCUUCAGCUUCCAAGAAAAGGCCAAGGAACAGGAAGCAGGCGAUGGUGAGCUGCGUGGAUCGAAGACUUUCAUCAAGGCUUUGAGGAGACAGUCGUCGAGGGGUUUGAAUUCCUAGAGACCGGAGAGUUGCCCUUGAGUCCUUCAUGGAAUGAAGUACAUCAUUCGUCGUGGAGGCAGAGGUUGUCGCCAUCGAAGGGGAGACCCUCAAUGGUACUCUGGACCUCCCGAAGAAAGGAAGAGGAUGAGAGCCAUGAACCUCGGCGCAUCACAGAGGCAGUGGAUCUUGCUGCAGUAUUGGCCGCAUCGAGGACAGCUUGCAGAGCAGUACGGGGAGAUGAUUUUUCCCUCAGAAACUAUGGCUGUAAAUUGUUUUUUCUUUUCUUCUGGAAUGUCGUAAAUAAAGUCGAUGAAUUCACUAUAAUU